Messenger RNA from Pseudopodoces humilis (Tibetan ground-tit), 981 nucleotides. The record is from RefSeq and is a predicted model, not a curated record. NCBI's taxonomy places the organism in Eukaryota, Metazoa, Chordata, Aves, Passeriformes, Paridae.
AUGACACUGUGGGAUGGCUCCUACCCCUUCUACCCUGGAGCCCCUGCCUGCUUCCCCUUUGACACCACCCGGGCUGUCAUUGUCACCACAUUCCUCUCCAUGCUGCUCACGUUCAUCAUCAUCCUGCCGGGGAUCCGGGGCAGGGGGCGACUCUUCUGGUUCCUGCGGCUGGUGUUGGGACUCUUCAUGGGAGCCGUGAUCCUCACUGUCCAGUUCACCAGGGACUGGGAGACUGGCUGGGUGCAGGCAAACACCUCCUACAAGUCCUUCAGCGCUGCCCAGGUGAACGCGGACAUCGGGCUGCACAUUGGCCUGGCAGGGGUGAACGUCACGCUCAGGGGAAACCCGGUGAAGCAAAUCAACGAGACCAUCAACUACAACGAGCACUUUCCCUGGAACUUUGGAGCGGAUUAUGAGCACAGCUACAGCGAGGGGCUGGAGAAGGGGCUGCCCAGCCCCAUCCUCUACGUGGCAGAGAAGUUCAGCAGGCAGAGCCCCUGUGCCGUGCACAGGCAGUACCGCACCGCCGGCCACUACGUGUCCCUCACCCUGUGGCUGGCCUUUUGCACGUGGCUCAUUUCCAUCAUGCUCUUCUCCAUGUCCAUCCUGCUCUAUGGUGGCCACAUGCUUCUGGUCACGGCCACUCUGAUCCUCCUCUCACUGCUCUUCUUCUCCACCGCAAGAAACACCCUCAAGUGCCCCAUCCAGUUCGGCCCAGCUUCCUUGAGGACGGACUAUGGUGAAUCCUUUUGGCUGACAUUAGCAGCGGGGCUGCUGUGCCUGCUCCUGGGGCUGGCCAUCGUCAUCCUCAACUCCCUGCAGCCAGAGAAGCUGAAGCUCAUCUUCAGCCUGGACAAGAGCAGGGAAGAGAAGGCGUGGGACAGGUCCUGCCUGGCAGCUGAGCCCAGCUGCUCCGUGCAGGAUGGGCUGAUGGUGCCCCUGGGUGAGCUCUGCCAUGUGAGCUCAGCCCCCCCGCUCUGA